Messenger RNA from Etheostoma cragini (Arkansas darter), 2886 nucleotides. RefSeq names its product solute carrier family 2 member 8 (gene slc2a8). The record is from RefSeq and is a predicted model, not a curated record. Gene Ontology annotation, biological process: transmembrane transport. The transcript has 10 exons. NCBI's taxonomy places the organism in Eukaryota, Metazoa, Chordata, Actinopteri, Perciformes, Percidae. Gene Ontology annotation, molecular function: transmembrane transporter activity. Gene Ontology annotation, cellular component: membrane. Bases 301 to 1809 code for a protein of 502 amino acids.
AUCAGCUGACUGAAUUGUUGAAAAGGCAAGUUGGCCGCCGGUGGAGGAAGCAAAAAUCCUCGUUCACCGUCAGCGAAAACUUGUCAGAUUUAAACAACUGAAAUGACCGAUUUUUACUUUGCGACCAGUUGAGAUAGCCUAGCUACUGUUACAGUUCCUCUUCUCAAUUCCGUCGGCGUGUGGCUGAACUGUUGCCAUAAUUAGCAUAUUAUUGUUGAUUUCCUUUAUAUAGCUUUUCCUGACCUGGGAUCCAUGUAAAAGGUGAACAAGAAGACAACAGAAAACAUUACGGCUGUCAGUAUGGACAUCCAAAACGAGAGGAGAAGGCUGCUGGAUGCGGAGGAUGGAGAUGAGUGUCUUACUGGACUCAUAUCUGAGCAGGAUGCUUAUCUCAGUAAAGUGAAGAACAGGAACUUGUACCUGGCGACAUUUGCAUCGGUUCUGGGUCCCAUGAGCUUCGGCUUCGUGUUGGGGUACAGCUCACCCGCCAUCCCCGAACUUACCAGCAUGAGUACUGACCCUCGGCUGCGGCUGGACGCUAACCAGGCCUCCUGGUUCGGGUCCAUCGUGACGCUGGGAGCGGCGGCCGGUGGCCUGCUGGGCGGCUGGAUGGUGGGGAAGAUCGGCAGGAAGCUCAGCCUGAUGUUCUGCUCGCUGCCAUUCGUCUUCGGCUUCACCAUCAUCAUCGCAGCCCAGAACGUGUGGAUGCUUUACAUCGGCAGAGUGCUCACCGGCCUCGCCAGCGGAGUCACGUCAUUAGUCGUCCCGCUGUAUAUCUCUGAAAUGGCACACGAGCGGGUACGUGGGUUUUUAGGCUCCUGUGUGCAACUCAUGGUGGUGCUAGGCAUCAUGGGAGUGUAUCUCGCAGGUCUCUACCUGGACUGGCGCUGGCUGGCGAUCUGCAGCUCCAUCCCGCCAACGCUGCUGAUGGUCUGCAUGUGCUUCAUGCCAGAGACACCCCGGUUCCUGCUGUCACAGGGCAAGAGGCGGGAAGCUGAGGAAGCGCUACGCUUCCUGCGAGGGCCGGAUGCCCCCGUCGAAUGGGAGUGCGCCCGCAUCGAGGAGGCUUGUGAUGCGCAGGGCUCUAGUUUCCAGAUGUCCGACUUGAAGGACCCCGGUGUCUACAAGCCUCUGGUGAUCGGCGUCGUGCUGAUGAUCUUCCAGCAGAUGACUGGGAUCAAUGCCAUCAUGUUCUACGCUGAGACCAUAUUUGAACAGGCACAUUUUAAGGAGAGUGACCUGGCUUCAGUGAUCGUGGGUGUGAUUCAGGUCGUCUUUACAGGAGUGGCAGCGCUGGUUAUGGACAAAGCUGGAAGGAAGGUCCUUCUCAUCAUUUCAGGUGUUGCCAUGGCGAUCAGCACCACAGCAUUCGGGGUUUACUUCUACCUGAUGUCCAAACUUCACAGCACCACGUCGCUGAGCCUCUUGGCGCUGGACAUCCAGAGCAAGGCUGGCGAAGAACCCCACGGUGACCUGGCCUGGUUGGCCCUGGCCAGCAUGGCGGUCUUCAUCACAGGUUUUGCUCUGGGAUGGGGUCCGAUCCCCUGGCUUAUCAUGUCGGAGAUUUUCCCGUCCAAAGUGAGAGGGGUUGCUAGCGCUGUGUGCGUCCUCACCAACUGGACCAUGGCGUUCGUCGUCACCAAGACUUUCCAAGAAUUGAUGAUUCUUCUAACCAGCGCUGGGACCUUCUGGCUCUUUGCCUCUAUGUGCAUCCUUAACGUCAUCUUCACCGUGGCCUUCAUCCCGGAAACAAAGGGCAAGACACUGGAGCAGAUUGAAGCCACUUUCAGAGGGACAUCAGGUCCAUGAAUCUCAGACCUCGUAUCUCUGAAACGACUGGUUCUUGGGACACUGUGUGGGCAUUAAAAAAAAUCUUUGUUAUGUCUAUAAAGCUAUAAAGCUGGUUGAAACUUUCUUAUAAUAAGUUUCUAUGACAGAAACAGAAAAAAACUUUUUUUUUUUCAAUCUGUGUUAUGGGGGUGUUGAUUCCACUGUGUGAUCAUUUUUGAUAAUUGCAGUUUAUGGUGCUGAUGAACUAGGAGGUGUUUCCAAUAUUUUGCUCAUCCCAUACACAUCAAUGAGGUUAGACUAAACUGGCAACUGGGUGUGACCCAUUUGUUUCUGUAGGACGUCUGACCUAAAAUAUAACAGCAUAUAGUUUUUUGAAGGUAAAAUCCUCUGGAUUUUAACAUAUCUAAAUGACUCCCAAGGAGCAGAUUUCGGACAGGUUUAGUGUCCAAUGCUGAAUCAAAGUGUUACUGAUCGAUUGCCUGAGUUGUGCUGCUACUUCCAGGAGAGCAACCUUACGCUGCCCUCUGCAGGUCUCACUGCUGUAGUUCCUCUGUGCAUGUUAAAAAUGUCCUCUACUCAGUUACUACAGCUUGACAGUAGACCAGCUUUGCAGAAAGCUUUACAUCUAAAAAUCAUGUACAGAGUAGAAGUUAUACAUAGAACUUAACAUGGGAUCUUUCAUACUUUCAGGUUUGGAUGCUGUACUGUGACGUUUCAGAGGGAAAUUGGUGUUAAGGUAUAUCCAACCUAAAUCUUUCUUUUGAGUUUUAAAGACUUUUUUCGAAUAGAAAAGAGCCUGUUGUAAACUUGAAUUUAUGUCAGGUAUAAUAGAUCCCACCGGUGUUGAGUUUUUACUGUGGAAAUAAACUGUCCUACAUGUUACUCAAACUACUGCUGCAGCAUAAUUUGCUUAUCCACUGUUCAUCUAUUUUCCAAUAAUGCAGAAUUUGUCUUUACCCUCAUGUAUCAUCAUUUUUCAACAGUUUUGGGCAACAAGAAGUACUCUAAUAAAUAAAUAAAUAUUAAUAUUUGUUUUCCAUUCGACAAAAGCUAGCAUGAUGCUAAAGCAGCAUGUAAGGAAUACAGAUAUUUUUG